AUGCUUAUCUUAUUACUUUUAAUUAAAUAGUGUAUUUAAUAGGCAACCCAUUACGGAUUUUGGUUUCAAUAUUUACCUUUCUCUAAUAUAAAGGCAUCAGGAGAUUUUAUUUUAAAUGAUAAAUCCACAUUUACAGGGUAAAAUAUUAUGGCAAACUACAAUUUUAUUUCAAAAGCACCCUCAAGCAAAUUUUACAUAUGGCUCUCUUUUAAUUCAAUAACUCUAAAUAUUACGGUGAGUGAUUUCAAUACAAUUACUAAUUUGAGUUAAGAUCCUACAAAGUUUGAAGGAAUUUGGUAUUAUGUCUAUCUUGAGAAUCUAUAAGAUGGAUCAAAGUUAUAUGUGAGAGGAAGCAAGUUGUAGAGUGUCAAAUUGACUACGAAGAACAUCGUUCCUGUAUUAAAUUAAUAUGGAAAGGUUGGUAGUACCUUGAACUUCGAUUAUUUUCAUGGAAAAUAUAGUGAAGUCAAACAAUUCACAAUAGCACCAUUUAAUAACGAUAAUGAGUUUGAUUAAUUUUUUAUUCAAAAUUUUUAAAGUCCUCAGUCUUACAACAUAACUGUUGUCGAUGUUUUUAAUGGACUUAAAUUAUUGGGAGAUGUAUUUUACUCAACCAAAUUUUUGAUGCUAGGUCACAAAUAUCAAAUUAGAUGUUGGGUUAAGGUUAAUUAUGAGAAUGUAGUCGAAAGACAGAGAUAUUUAUUAAUGAGAUUGACUUUGAAUGAAAAUUAUCGUAAUGAUAGUAUUUUGGGAGAUAGAGUAUUAUUAAUGAGUUACGUUUUGGAUUCCACAUCAAAUAAUUAUAAUUUGUUCAAUAUGAGUGUUCUAGCCUACUCCUACCCAUAUCCAUAAUUGGCUUAUCUCACAAAAGCGAUAAACACUUUUGCAAUUUAAAGUACAACAAAUAGAGAUAGAUUUCAAAAAUGGCACUAUAUUUAUUUUCAAUAUUUGGUUGACUAGACUUAUGUAAAAAUACUCUUUCCAGGUGAUUAAGAAGUUAUUUAGACUUUUAGUGCUUUAUAAUUCCAUAAUCAAUUUGUUUAUUUAUACGUUGGAGCAGAUAGUUUUUUUUAUAAAAGUUAUUUGGAAGGCAAAAUCCAAUUAGAAAUCACUUACAAUUAUGAGUAAGAAUUAGCAUACUCAGUGAGAUGCCACUAUUCCUGUUAAACAUGCGAUGGACCGACUGAAAGUGACUGUCUCACAUGUCCAUAGAAUUCAAAUAGACAAUGGAAAUUUGGAUUUUGUACUUGUGAAUUUGGAUUUGUGGAUUUAGAUCUAACUCAAAAGUGCAGUAAAAUGAAUGAAUUGUAUCCCAUAAUGAAUCAAACAUAUUAAAACAAUACAUUUAAAUGUAAGUAUGGAGAGUUCCUAGUUGAUGGCAAAUGUAUUUCUUGCCCCAGUUCAAUUAAUGAUUAUCAAAUAAAUUGUGCUGAUUGUUUACUUAAUUCACAAAGUUGGUAUUAAAAUCCUGUCUGCACUUUUGAUUAUAAGAGAUAUACCUUGACUUCAACUUAUAUAAAAUCAGUUAGGGAGGAAAGUUUAUAUGAAAUAUUUUUCGUCAAUAGUUAAUUGAUGAACUUAGAAUUAUGCAAGGGAUGUUUGGGAUAUUGCAAUGAUGUAACAAAGAUAACCUGCAUUCAUUUUAAUCAUUUGUAUUAUAGCUGUAAAAUUGGAUAUUUUGUUUAAGGAAACACUUGUUAAAAAUGUAUUGAGAAUUGCAAGAAUUGUAAUAAUGCAUAAACAUGUACUAAAUGUAUUUAGUUGUAUGAAUUCGAUGGUUCUAAAUGUUAGAAGUGCCCAUUAAAUUGUGCCAUUUGUAAUUCAACUAUCAAUUGUUCGACUUGUUAACCUGGAUUUGCUUUGUUUAAAGGUUCAUGCUAUGGUUGUGGAGCACAAUGCUCUAUUUGUGAAUUCUACUUUGAUGAAAUCAAACAGAAUCAUAUCAAUAGAUGCCUAAAAUGCACAGAUCCAAGUUUAUAUGAAAUUUCUUAUGAUGCUCUCAAAUGUUAAAUUGUUACCAUAAAAUAAUGUCUUUAUGGGGCUUAAUAAUAUCCUGGAUCUGGGGAUUUUCCUUUAACUACGAUUGACCUAUACUUUCAACCUAUGUCAAUAACCUCAUCAAUUAUUCCUCUUUGUCCUAGAUGCACAUCUGGAUAUACUUUUUCAUAUAUUUCAUAUACAUGUUAUAAAUCCUCUUAAUUGUGUUAAGAAUCAGCAUUCUAUAAUGGUACUUUUUAUUGUUUAGUUGGUGGAGAAUAGGCAGUCUCACUUUUAGGUUGUGAGUAAAAAUUAUAAAAUUGCUACGAGUGUGUUAAUUAUCUCAAUAAAAUUAUUUGCAUAAACUGCUUCCCUGGUUAUUAUGCAGAUCAUAUUGUUGGAAUGUGUAUCUAAUGUCCUAAACAGUGUUUCUCAUGUUCACAACAAUUUAAAAUAAAUAAGAGUAAUUGGAAAAAAGAUAUUAGACCAUUUUUUGAACUUUUUGUUAAUAAGAAUGUGAAUCAUGACUACCUCACCUUCGUAGAAUCAAGUAAUCCAGAUGACUUUGAAGUAAUCUGUACUUCAUGUCAAACUGGAUAUAUGUUGUAUAACGAUAUCUGUAUAAAUAAAUGCCCAUCGGAUUGUUUAGAAUGCUUGAUUAUCGACAAUUAAAACAUUUGCUCCAAAUGCUCUUAUUCAAGUAAUGGAUUAAUCCUUAGUCUGUACAACAAUUCCUGUUAUUAAUGCCAUAGUUUAUGUCAAUUUUGUGUUCCAGCAUCAGAUAUUGCUGUCACUCAAUUCACAAAUUAAUGCUUAUUACCUAUAUUAGAGGAUACUGUCUUUGAUACUAAUAUUUAUUAAUUUAGCAACUGUCCUGAUGAAUCCAAUUGCUAGAUGAGCAUGUCUAUUUCCUUGAAUUUGAUUUGUUCAUCAGAUUAAACCGCUCAAAAUGUUUUCGAUAUUCCAUAUAACUAAGAAUCAGAUCUAUCUUAUGUCUUUUAAUUGCUAUAUUCCAAUGGUCUAUUCAACUACAUGAAUGAAUAAAAUGUCUAAGUUUUGAACAUAUACCUCACAAUUUAAACCUGUAGUUUUCCGUAAAAUUUAGUGAUUUCUUAAGAAUUCUCAGCAAAUGUUUACACUUUAAAGAAAGUUUCAUUAUAAAUUAUGGGUUUGUCAGAAGUUUCGACUGUUUACUUUCAAGGAGAUAUUUAUAUCAAAGAAUUUCAUUCUUUAUGGAUUAAAAAUUUGUAUAUUGAUUUCUAAGACACUUCUAUAAGUUUCAAUUUUAAUUUAGAUCAUACAACCAUAGGUUUUGAGAAUUCAAAUUUUUUAGGUUAAGGCUCCUUCUAUUUUGAAUACUCAAACUUAAUAGCAUUUUUUAUGAUCAAUUUAAAUUUAGAUGGAUUUAAAUUUUCUAAUUUACAGUCUUUACUCAAAGUAGAACCAAUCAAAUCAGUUACCAUCUAAAAUGUUAAGCUAUCAAAUAUUGUUUUAAAAAAUUCCACUUUAUUUUAGUUCUAGAAUGUUGAUGAAUUAAUUUUGGAUUCUAUAACUAUAGAAUCAAACUACUUAUUAAAUUCCAAAAUAUUUUAAUCUAAUUAAAUUAGUAAAAUAGAUAAUUUCAUAAUAAAAUGGACUUAUUUGGAAUAGUCUUCAGCCUUUUAAGGCUUAGAUUUUCACUUUAAUAAUCUGUAUGUUUUGAUGAAUUUAUUCUUUGAUAAUUCAUAAAUUUGCUAAUCAUCAAUGUUAUAAUUGUAUAAUUCACAAUUUGAAGGGAAUUAUCUCACUUAUAAUAGCUAUCUUAUGCAUGUUAGUCAAACGACUGGAUAAGCUGAUAUUUUAAUAGAUCGAGUUUCAUUUUCACUCAACUCUCUUUAUUAUUCUUCAAGUUUUCUCUAUAUUGAAUCAUCAACCCUAAUUUAGAUGACAAACAUGGAGUUAUAUAUGCUUCCAAUCGAAAAGGAUGUCAAUUAUGCAUUCCAAAUAUUGUCUAAUUCCUUUACUCUAAAAGAUAGUUUAAUUGAAAUCAAUAAUUAAAUCAGUGCUAUAUUUGAAGCAACUGACUUGGAUCUUUUUAGUUUUGAAAACAUUACCGUUUAUUAACAGUAUUAUUUGGCUGGUUUAUCACAGAGUUUGGAUUGCAUUUAUUUAUUGGAUUCCAAAAAGCCAAUCAUUAAUCUAUUAAACAUCAAACGUGUAGAAUUCUAAAUGGUAAAUUUUACUAAUAUUUUCACCUAUAACCAACCAGUCAUUAAAAUAGGUAGUACCGAACUCAACUUUCAAUGUCUGAUCAACAUUAAAGACUCUGUAUUCCAAGAUUCAUUAAUUAUCAAAUCUACCAAUAAUAUUACAGUUGCAUUCAUAGUGAUAGAAUCUAAGAAUUCCAUUUCUAUCAAUCUCACAAAUACCAAUUUUAUAAAUACCAUUUAUAAAGAAUACAUUGGUAUAACUACUUAUGGAACCUCAGCCAAUAAUCUGUACUUCUUAGUUCCUUAGGGAUCUGUUUACUUCUAUAAUAAUAUGUUUAAAUCUAACUUAAUCAUUGGCUCUUUGAACUCUAAUAUAUAUAUUUAGUGCUAAAAGUUAUUUAUAUCAAAGUGCAUUUUCAAGGAAAUGAAUGUAGUGAAUAAACUAUUUUAUUAAGUACUCUCAUUUAAAUAUUAAGAAUUAUUAUACAAGGAGCAAUUGGAACAUUAUUUUAAAGUUAAGAGUUAUGGUGGAAUAGCUUAAAUCUAAGUGGAAGAGAUCUAAAUAUCAAACAGCUAAUUUGAAACUUAUGUUGGAUAUAAAGGAGGAUGUAUGUAUAUCAUAACCCUCAAUAAUGGAAUCUUCUCUAUAGUUAACUCAUAAUUCAAGAAUGGAUAAGCAAUUAUAGGACAACUAGAAAGCUAAGGAGGAUCCUUCUUCAUAGAUAGCAAAGGGUCUAAAUUAAACUUUAAACUCAUUAAUUGCACCAUUCAAAAUAGUUGGAGUUUUGAUAAGGGAGGGUUUGCCAUGUUGACUUUAUCAGAUUAGACUUCAAUCUUAUUCCAUAAUGUGUCUAUAAGUGAUGCUCAUUCAUUGUAAUCCUCAGUCAUUUCGAUUGAGAUUAAUGAUUUUCUGUAAGAGUAAUAUACAUUGUAAAUUGAGGAUUGCAUCAUUUAAAAUACAAAGACUGGAUAUGACGAUUAUAUCAAAUUACUCCAAAUGAAAGACCUUAUUUACAUGUUCACAUUUGAUACAUAUGAUUCUGUGUUAAUUGAGACUAAAAAAGGAAAAUUAAGGGUGAAGAAUUUAGUCGUGUAAAAUAUCAUGGGAUAUGGUUUCAUGACACUUAAACAGUGUUACUAAGUCACUUUGGAUACAGUGUAUCUAUUAAAUUUCAUUCUUCAGAAAAGACCAUUAAUCUUUUUUGAUAGAUCCUUAGGUCCAAUAAUUAUAACUAAUAGUCGUUUUUAUGGCGUAUAUCAAAAUUAUACAAAGGUUAUUUGUGUUUAUUCUGAAUUGCAAUUAGAAGAAUUGAAGUAUGAAUGUACAUAAGAAUUGUACACUUUAUCAUCAUAGUUUAGUAAUUUUACAAAACAAUGUGAAUAGAACAUCACAAUUUCAUAUGAUUACUAAACCUACAACAUUUUUUAAAUAUUCCAAACCCAAUCUGAAAUUUACAUUAGUUCUGUAAUUUUCUCGAAUAUAUAUUGUACUAAUUGCAAUAUAUUUUAGAUUGAAUCAAACAAUCUGGUUAUAAUUUAACAAACUAAAUUCAUUUCGAAUAUAGGCAACAGUUCUAUUUUAAAUAUUAAGAAUAUGAACUAAAACAGAUUACUGUUUACAUAUGCAGAUGAUUUAAAAACAAAUAUAGGUCAAAUUUUAAUAAAAAAUUCAUAAUUUAUUAAGAAUACAGGUUUUUAUGGUGGUUGCAUUUAUGCAUCUGGAGUUUCUAUUUCGUGUUACUCAGUUUUGUUUUAAAAUAACUCAGCAAACUUGGGAGGGGCAAUAUAUUUAAAUAAGGGAUCUUUAGAAAUGACAGAUUCGUAGAUAAUAAAUAAUGUUGCAUAGUCUGGAGCUGGAAUUUAUUCUACUACCCCCCUGUCUAUUCAAAAAAAUAGAAGAAAUAUCAUUGUGGAUAAUUAAGAAGAUGAUAAGAAUGGCGUUAUGUAAUCAUAACCGUCAAAAUUGGCAUUAUCAUUAAACUCUUAAAAAAUAUUUGAAAAUGAAAUUCGUUUCAAAAAUGAUACUUGUGUGAUUGAAGAAGUCAUGAGUUAAAUAGUGUUGCCAAACAAUGUAGAAAUAUAAAAUUAUCAAAUUUUGAAUGAAAAUUUUACUGAGCAUGGCAUAGGUAAUUAGCUAUCCUAUGUUUCAUCUAUUUAAGUCUACAAAAAAUUAAAUUAUAAAUUUAGAUUUAUACCAUUAAAUGACUUUAACGAAAGAUAAUAUCAUUUGUAAGAUUCUAAAUGUAAUAUCCGUAGUAGGCUAUUAUCAAGUAAAGAUUAAAGCUUUACAACUGAUUAUUUAUCAAUUGAGAGUGUCUCCUUCAAUAUGACUACUUAAGAUUACAAUUUUGAUGAUUUAAGAAUACUAACUAAUGAAGAUUUGUUAUUAGAAAUAAGAUGUGAUUCUAUUAAGAUUCCUAUUUAUGAUAGCUUAAAUUAACAUAUAUUGUAGUUUCACGACAAUUAUUCGAUAGUUAUUAAAGUAAAGACAUUUCCGUGUUAAAGAGGUGAAAUCUUGACUAAUUCAAUGUGCGUCUAAUGUGUAGCUUAAACAUAUUCCUUAAAAGAAAAUAGUCUUAAGUGUACCUUAGGAGAUUAAGAAAUAAUGGAAAAUGUUAUUCAGUCAAAUAUUCAAAUCAAAUCUACUUAUUGGAGACCAUACUUUGAUAAUGAUGAAAUCUCCAGAUGCAUUAUAGGACUGGAAAAGUGUUUAGGUGGUUGGGCUGCAGGACCUGAUUCAUGUAUACAAGGGAGUUUUGGAGCAUUAUGUGAAACUUGCGAUAUUUACAAUAUUAGAGGACAAGGAUCAUAUUUUAAGUCAAAUAUGAAUUGUUUUUAAUGUUAAGAUUCAAAUCUUGCUUACUUGUCAUUAUUAAUUGUAGGUUUAUGGACAUUGAUUUCAAUGGUGAUAUCUGUGAAUAGUUCUUUAGAAAACUUAAAGAUGGAAUUAUUGAGAACUAUAUUAAAAAGGGGAGGUUUAAAAGUAUUUUCUGACACUCAAGAAUCUAGUUCAUUGUAUAAGAUGAUGUUUCAUUAUUUGUAAAUAAUAUCUACUUUAACCACUUUCUAAUUGUAAUUUCCAAAUUUGGUAAGUAUAGCUAUUAAUAGUGCGGGUUCUCAAACUAAAUCACUUGAAAAUUCAAUUGAUUGCUUUUUGAUCUCCUAUGAUAUGAAUAUAUUGCAUUCCAGAAUAAUUUGGAUCAUUAUUGCACCUGUUCUAUAUUUAUGUUUCGUAUUUUGCAUAUAUGGGUUCAUAAUAUCUAUAAGAAGAUAAAGCUAUAAACAAGGUGUGUCAGCAAUCAUUUUACUGUAAACAUUUGUCACUAUGCAGCCAAGCAUGAUUGGGGUUUUAAUAUCAAUACUAGGAUUUCGUAACAUUUCAGGAUAUGAUUGGGUGAUUGGUGAUGUUUCUUACAGAUAUGAUAAGAAUUUCUAUUACUCCUCUGUUUUGGCUUUUCCAAAUUUGUUCGGAUUGACUGUUAUUAUACCUUUUCUCAUGUUUCUCAAGUUGCACAGAAAUAAAAAUUAACUAAAUAAAAUAAAAUCAACAUGGGGUUACUUAUUUUCAGAAUUUAAUGAAAAUGCCUACUUUUGGGAACUUGUAAGAUUGGGAAUGAAGAAUCUUGUAAUUAUCAUUAUUACUCUAUUUGAUCAAUAUAUUGUCCUUAAAGCUACGAUGGUAUUUUUAUUGAUUCAAGCCUAUUAAUUGUUAACCAAAUCAUAUCAGCCUUUUAAAACUAAGAAUUUAAAUUAGAUGGAAGAUUUUGGAUCGAAAGUCUUGGCUAUUAGUAUUGUUUUAGGAGCAUCUUCAUAUUAAAUGUUACAAACUGCAUUGAGAAAUUACAUUUACAUAUUCUAUGUCAUCAUUUUAGAAGCUAAUUGUGCAUUCUUAUAUCAUAUCUUUAGAAAGAUAUUACAAGAAAAUAUUGAUCAAAAUCAAAUUUUAAUUAACUAAAUUUAAAACUAUUUAAAAGAUAAAUACCCUCUCCUUCUAAGAUUACCUUUAUGUAGGAAUAUCUUUAUUUAAAAAAAAAAGAAUUCGUCUUCAACCAAAUUCAGGAAGGUUGCUCUAAUACUUAAGGAAUCUAUUCAAACCCAAAGAAAAAAGAACUUUAUGGAUUUAUAAUAGGAUGAUUCUUUGAUCGUGUUAUCAAGCCCUGAUCAACUCUGGAGAAAUAAAAAAAAUAAACAUGAAAUAAAUUCUUCUGGAUCAGUUAUGCUACUUAGUGAUAUUAAAGAUUCAAAAUUUCAAAGCAGAAUGAUAUCUGAUAGAUAUGGAUUGUAAAAAAGUAGUGGGGGUCAAGUUAUAUGA
Molecule: messenger RNA, 8478 nt
Organism: Paramecium tetraurelia
Lineage: Eukaryota; Ciliophora; Oligohymenophorea; Peniculida; Parameciidae
Exons: 2
Source: RefSeq, a predicted model, not a curated record